AUGGCAAACGCCCUUGCAAACAACACUGCAUCAUAUGCCCAGAAGAUAGCCUUCUGGUACUUUGGAAGGCUGUGGCUGCACCGCGACGAAGCCAACAUCCGUCGCCUCCUCUCCUGCGCGUGCCGAAACGAAACGCUGAAGAACCAAAUUCGCAACAGCUCUGGAGGAUUCACUCUCCUCUACGACGGCCCGACACCUAUCACCUUCACCGCCGCAUGCGACGGGCCAGUGGCUUGGAAGAGGUAUCACGAGUGGUGGAAGUACAUUGAACGGGGGAAAAAGUACUGCGAAAGCGCUCCAACAACACCACCAGAUAUCUGCCGCCAGCACCCACUCUACCCGGCAAUCGCCCUGUCUGUCCUCGCAUCCUGCGUCUGUGCCCUGGUUCUCUUUGGGCCUUGGCUUCUGGAUCAGUGGGAGUCCUAUCAUCCCUCAGAGAACGAAUAA
This is a messenger RNA of Sphaerulina musiva SO2202, 447 nucleotides long. RefSeq lists its product as uncharacterized. The coding region runs from base 1 to 447 and encodes 148 amino acids. The record is from RefSeq and is a predicted model, not a curated record. Lineage: Eukaryota; Fungi; Ascomycota; Dothideomycetes; Mycosphaerellales; Mycosphaerellaceae. The transcript has 2 exons.